Messenger RNA from Prunus avium (sweet cherry), 2345 nucleotides. It is a transcript of the gene GAUT9, whose product is annotated as galacturonosyltransferase 9. The record is from RefSeq and is a predicted model, not a curated record. NCBI's taxonomy places the organism in Eukaryota, Viridiplantae, Streptophyta, Magnoliopsida, Rosales, Rosaceae. Gene Ontology annotation, molecular function: polygalacturonate 4-alpha-galacturonosyltransferase activity.
AACUACGAAGCUCUCUCAUCUUCUAUGGACCAUGAAGGAGGCGUGGUCCCACUUCCUUCCUAGUUCCGCUAACUACACACAGUCACACUCCAACAUCUUAUUACAAUUAUAUUUUUAUUAAAGAAAUUUAACAAACACCGACACGGAUUAUAGAUCUCUUCGAACUUGGAAGUUUGAUUUCUUCCACUCUCACAUGGUCGUCACAUCACACCCAGCUUAGAGAUCUCACACGCAAACACACAGUCAGACACUUCCGAUCAGCUUCAGAUUUCUCAUCACUCACUUUCCAAUCAGCUGAGAGCAGAAACUCUGCUACUAGUUUUGAGGUCAAGCGCGUUCUGAUCCAAGCUUGGUCCUUGGAUACGUCGACGGCUUUGCUCCAAUGGCGGUGGCCGUGCGAGGUAGCCGAGGCGGAGGAGGGUCAGGGUUUGGUGGGUUCAGCCUCCGGAGCUUCUUCUCGUAUCGGAUCUUUGUGUCGGCUAUGUUCUCUCUGCUCUUCAUUGCCACGCUCUCUGUUCUCUUCACCACCAACCCUUCAACUCCACAUCACGACUCUGCGCUUCCAACCACUGGAAACGCGUACAUGCGUAGGACGUUUUUAGCUUUAAAUUCUGACCCUCUGAAAACAAGAUUAGAUUUGAUAUAUAAGCAAGCGAAUGAUCAUGUUACUCUGGUGAAUGCCUAUGCUGCGUACGCCAGGAAGCUUAAGCUUGAGAUAUCUAGACAAAUGAGAAUGUUUGAUGAUUUGGCGUCGAAUUUCUCCAAUCUUCAAAUGAAACCGAGUUACCGGUCUGCGUUGUUUGAAUCAGACGGUCCUUUGGAUGAGGAUGUUUUGAGGCAUUUUGAGAAGGAGAUAAAGGAUAAGGUCAAAGUUGCUCGGUUAAUGAUUGCGGAGUCAAAGGAGAAUUAUGAUAAUCAGCUCAAGAUUCAGAAGUUGAAGGAUACCAUUUUUGCUGUUAAUGAGUUACUUAUAAAAGCAAAGAAGAAUGGGGCAUUUGCAAGCUCGAUUGCUGCAAAAUCAAUACCGAAAAGCUUGCAUUGUUUGGCCAUGAGGCUUGUUGAGGAAAGAAUUUCACAUCCAGAGAAGUACAAGGAAGAAGAACCAAGCCCCGAAUUUGAGGACCCUAGUUUGUACCAUUAUGCGAUCUUUUCAGAUAAUGUGAUUGCUGUCUCGGUGGUGAUACGAUCUGUGGUGAAUAAUUCCGAUGAACCGUGGAAACAUGUUUUCCAUGUUGUCACAGAUAGGAUGAAUCUUGCACCGAUGAAGGUUUGGUUUAAGAUGAGGCCUGUGGAACGGGGUGCAUAUGUGGAGGUGAAUGCAGUAGAAGAUUUUACUUUCUUGAAUUCUUCGUAUGUGCCAGUAUUGAGGCAACUUGAGUCAGCAAAGUUGCAGAAGUUCUACUUUGAGAAUCGGGCAGAGAAUGCUACCACGGAUACACAUAACAUGAAAUAUAGGAACCCCAAGUACUUGUCAAUGUUGAAUCACCUUCGGUUUUAUUUGCCCGAGAUGUAUCCAAAACUGCACAAAAUUCUCUUUUUGGAUGAUGAUGUUGUGGUUCAAAAAGACUUGACAGGAUUAUGGAAGAUUGAUUUGGAUGGGAAGGUGAAUGGAGCUGUUGAGACCUGCUUUGGGUCCUUCCAUCGAUACGCCCAAUAUUUGAAUUUUUCACACCCUCUUCUUAGAGAGAGGUUCAAUCCCAGGGCUUGUGCUUGGGCAUAUGGGAUGAAUAUUUUUGAUCUUGAUGCUUGGAGGCAGGAGAAAUGCACAGAGCAGUACCAUUACUGGCAGAACUUGAAUGAGGACCGGACUCUGUGGAAGUUAGGGACUCUUCCACCGGGGCUGAUUACGUUCUACUCAACGACAAAGUCGUUGGACAAAUCUUGGCAUGUCCUAGGGCUGGGGUACAAUCCUAGUAUUAGCAUGGAUGAGAUUAGAAAUGCUGCAGUCAUUCACUAUAAUGGAAACAUGAAACCUUGGCUGGACAUUGCUAUGAACCAAUACAAGAAACUCUGGACGUAUUAUCUGGACAACGAUAUGGAAUUUGUUCAGAUGUGCAAUUUUGGCUUAUAGAUAACCAAACCAUCGUCACUGCUCCAAGUUCGUUCGUCGGUCAGCUGCAGCUACUGUCUGUCACUAUCUACUAAUUCUCACAAGUUAUGAAUUCCUUCUUUAGUUGCAACCUCAGAGCGAAGCUCAGUGAGAAGUCAUGUCCUUUUGUUUUCUCUUUUGGAAAAGCUGUCUGUUAUGCUCGUGUUAAUGUUGUAUCUGUUAUUCAUGUCGACCAUGGAUUGUAAACAGCCAGAUUGGGAAUGUAUACGUAGCAAUGAUUCUUUGGCACUUUGCA